UAAUUUUGAGAUUGCGGUAGUGAUGUUAAGGGUCUUCCUGAAGCCGUGUUGCAUAAGUUAUGGAGAGGAGGUUUUUGGAGCCGAGGGUAAAGUCAAAAGUGUCUCCGUUGCAAAUCUAUCACAUCCCAACUCAAGGAAAGUUCGUCAGCUGACUAAACAAGCAAAAAAAGAAUCAGCAAGAAAGAAAUCAAAGAUGGUACAUCAAAUGAAGUUAAAUGUGACGGGUGAAAAGUUCUUGUGGUUUCAAAACAAUCUUCCAGCAGAUGUCUCAGAAAUAAGCCAUGGUGAGAUUGCAUCUUUAAUCGAAAAGUACCUGGGAAGAUUUGAUGAAGAAUUGGAACAAAUACAGUUGAAGCAUUCUGUAGGUCAACGGAAAAAUAACAGGCAACAUGCUAGUAGAGAAGAUGUCAUCAAACUGACAAAAAAACAAGAAGAAGAGGAAUAUAAUGCAGCCGGAAUAGAACUACCCAAUCUUCUCCUACCAGUCCAAGUAGAGUUUUUGCGCAGAUGGAAUGGUGAACUCAGAUUUCUACAGCAGUUCAAGCUAAGAAGAUUUUCCAGAGAGUUCCUGAAAAGAGGUUGUUUAAAGAGCAGACCAGCUAGUCCUGUAGAAUCUAAUGAGAAUGGUCAAGACAUCAAUAAAAUAGACACCAGAAUAAUGAAUGAGUUAAAUGCGGAAGAGGAGAGCGGAGGGCGGAGAGUAGAAAAGCGAUUAACAAGGCAUGCCGCUCCGCUUCUAGGAAAACAGUAA
Messenger RNA from Macrosteles quadrilineatus (aster leafhopper), 751 nucleotides. Its product is annotated as translation machinery-associated protein 16 homolog. The record is from RefSeq and is a predicted model, not a curated record. Gene Ontology annotation, cellular component: nucleus. The transcript is spliced from 6 exons. Bases 23 to 751 code for a protein of 242 amino acids. NCBI's taxonomy places the organism in Eukaryota, Metazoa, Arthropoda, Insecta, Hemiptera, Cicadellidae.